Messenger RNA from Phragmites australis (common reed), 567 nucleotides. RefSeq lists its product as uncharacterized. The record is from RefSeq and is a predicted model, not a curated record. NCBI's taxonomy places the organism in Eukaryota, Viridiplantae, Streptophyta, Magnoliopsida, Poales, Poaceae. The transcript has a single exon. The coding region runs from base 1 to 567 and encodes 188 amino acids.
AUGGCCAUUGAAAAUCUCUUCAAUGACAACAAGGAACCGCGCGCGAUCUACCUCAGCAAUCAGUUCCACUCCUUCAUCCAGGGCGAUCUCACGAUCUAUGAGUACUGCCAACACCUCAAAACGCUGGCUGACUCCCUCCGCAAUGUCAGGCACGUUGUCUCGGAGCCACAACUCGUCCUCAACAUGUUGCGCCUGAACCCAUGUUUCUCGAGUGUGACCGACAACAUCGCCAAUGACACGCUGUUCCCGUUGUUCAGCAAGGCCCACUCCACCCUUGUGCUAAAGGAACCGCGUCUUGCUAAUGAGUCCAAGGUCAUCAAGGAUACAAAGCUUCUCGUCGAGUCAUCCACGUCCACUUGCGGCACUAGCGGGUGCCGUGGCUCAGCACCUGGUUCUGCCGCGCAACAACCCGGUGCUCCAACGGGUGGGUCUCAUGGUUCAUGUGAUCCCAAGUGCGGAGACAAUGGGCGACGCGGUCACCAGAACCAGACCUCGUGCAAACAGCCGCUUGUUCCAUGUGCACCAGGGCCACAACCUGCUGGCCCAUGGGUUUGUUUUAACCCUUAG